AGUUCGCUGGAUUUUGUUUUUCCACUGUUUGUUUUAUAUUCAUCUUGAUAUUUUCUUUAAAUCUGUAGAUUUCUCUUUUUAUAAAAUCGUUUUUCAACAUAAUUGUCUUCACUGCACUUUGAACCAUGGAUGGACCAAUGCGCAGGAUGGUUUGGGAAUAAAACUUGGGUUGUGCGCCGCCGUGACCCGUUCGUGGUUUGGCUAGAAGCCUUUUUGGUCUGUCAUGGUCCCAACACUCCAGACAAGUUUACCUGGAAAAUCAUGGAGCACCGAAAGAGUCUCUUCUGCUACGUUUUCAUCGCGGCGGAGCUCUGUUUGUGCUCCGCUCAAGUCCUCAGAAUCGGUGGCAUUUUCGAGACCAGGGAAAGUGAGUUAGUGAGCAUGGACGAGUUGGCCUUCAAGUUUGCUGUAAAUAACAUCAACCGCAAUAAAACCUUGAUGCCCAACGCCACUCUAACCUACGACAUUCAGAGGAUCAACAUCUUUGAUGGCUUUGAGGCUUCAAGAAGAGUGUGUGACCAGCUUGCCCUUGGGGUAGUUGCAGUGUUUGGACCCUCUCAUAGCUCCUCAGUCAGUGCUGUACAGUCUAUCUGCAACGCUCUGGAAGUUCCUCAUAUACAGACUCGUUGGAAGCACCCGUCAGUGGACAACAAGGACACAUUUUUUAUCAACCUGUAUCCUGAGUAUACAGCCAUUGCUCGGGCCAUCCUAGAUGUGGUGACGUUUUUCAAAUGGAGGAAGCUAACGGUCGUCUAUGAAGAUAGCACAGGACUAAUGCGGAUGCAGGAGUUGAUUAAAGCUCCAGCAAAGUUAAACUUAAAGAUCAGGAUACGUCAGCUCACCCCUGGUAACCAAGAUGCUCGACCUCUGCUGAAGGAACUGAAGAAAGACAGAGAGUUUUUUAUCCUCUUUGACUGCUCCUAUCGCACGGCCUCAGAACUUCUGAAACAGCUUUCAUCUAUGGGAAUGAUGACAGAAUAUUAUCAUUUUUUCUUCACAACCUUGGAUUUAUUUGCUCUUGACUUGGAGCCCUACCGCUACAGUGGGGUCAACAUGACCGGUUUCAGACUGCUUAACUUUGAUGAUCCAUGGGUAGCUUCAACCAUUGACAAAUGGGCCUCAGACAGAGUGCAGGGUCCAAAGCAGGAAAGCGGUCUAAUGGAAGGAGUCAUGACAACAGAUGCAGCCUUGAUGUUUGAUGCGGUCUACAUGGUUGCUGUUGCGUCACAGCGGGCCACUCAAAUGACCGUCAGUUCACUGCAGUGCCACCGCCACAAACCCUGGCGCUUUGGACCUCGCUUUAUGAACCUGUUCAAGGAGGCACAGUGGGAUGGACUGACAGGACACAUUGUUCUUAAUAAGACAGAUGGGCUAAGGAGAGACUUUGAUUUGGACAUUAUCAGCCUUCAAGAAGACGGCACUGCUAGAGGUGUUAUGGAAGGCACAAGUCGCCUCACAAAAAGGUGGAUCAAGGUGGCUAUUUGGAACUCAUACAAGGGGAUGAAACUGAUGGAGAAGACCAACCGGGAAAAGAAUACUAAUGUGACGGACUCUCUGGCUAACAGGACUCUGAUUGUCACGACCAUACAGGAAAAUCCUUAUGUGAUGGUAAAAAAGUCGGACAAGGAGCUGGUUGGAAAUGACCGUUAUGAGGGCUACUGCAUGGACCUACUGAAGGAGCUCUCCAACAUCUUGGGUUUUACAUAUGAAGUCCGGCUAGUUGGUGAUGGGAAGUAUGGAGCACAGAACGAUAAGGGAGAAUGGAAUGGGAUGGUCCGGGAGCUAAUCGACCAUGUGGCAGACCUUGCGGUGGCUCCGUUGACUAUCACCUACGUUCGAGAAAAAGUGAUUGACUUUUCUAAGCCUUUCAUGACUUUAGGAAUUAGCAUAUUGUACCGAAAACCCAACGGAACCAAUCCAGGCGUGUUUUCCUUCCUCAACCCUCUGUCCCCAGACAUCUGGAUGUAUGUGCUUUUAGCCUGCACUGGAGUCAGCUGUGUGCUCUUUGUGAUUGCAAGGUUUACACCGUAUGAGUGGUACAACCCACAUGCAUGCAACCCAUCCUCAAGUCUAGUCCAGAACAACUUCACUUUACUCAACAGUUUUUGGUUUGGCAUUGGAGCACUAAUGCGACAAGGCUCUGAGGUGAUGCCUAAGGCUUUGUCCACGCGUAUAGUUGGGGGUAUUUGGUGGUUCUUCACUUUAAUUAUUAUCUCCUCCUACACGGCCAACUUGGCAGCCUUUCUGACUGUGGAAAGAAUGGACGCCCCCAUCGACUCUGCAGACGACCUUGCCAAACAGACAAGGAUUGAAUAUGGGGCAGUGAGGGAUGGAUCCACAAUGACGUUCUUUAAGAAAUCAAAGAUCUCCACCUAUGAAAAGAUGUGGGCCUUUAUGAGCAGCAGGAAAACGGCACUAGUAAAGAAUAACAAAGAGGGAAUCACCCGUGUGCUGACGACUGAUUAUGCUAUGCUGAUGGAAUCCACGAGCAUCGAGUACAUCAGCCAAAGAAACUGUAAUCUCACGCAGAUUGGAGGACUCAUAGACUCCAAGGGAUAUGGAGUGGGAACACCUAUUGGUUCCCCCUACAGGGACAAAAUCACAAUUGCCAUUCUUCAGCUGCAGGAGGAAGGGAAGCUGCAUAUGAUGAAAGAGAAGUGGUGGAGGGGCAAUGGCUGUCCAGAGGAGGACAACAAGGAAGCCAAUGCUUUGGGUGUGGAGAACAUCGGCGGAAUAUUCAUUGUUCUGGCUGCUGGUUUGGUGCUGUCUGUUUUUGUUGCGAUUGGGGAGUUCAUCUACAAGGCCAGAAGGAAUGCAGACAUAGAGGAGUGCUUGUCUUUUACCGCCAUGAUGGAAGAGUUGGGUAUAUCCCUGCAGUGUUAUAAAGGUGUCCGGAGUGGGUCGCGACCUCAAAGUGCAACGCGGUCUCCUUGCGUCUUCUGUCAGCCCAAACGUGCUGCAAAGAGAGACAGAGGAAAACGAGACUCCAGCACAUGAGUCUUGCAUCCUAAACAUGAUGCUAUCCACUUUCAGAGAAAUUAACAUUCUUUAUAACUUCUUAGAUUAUUAUUUUUGGUGUGAACCAAUAUUAAAAGAAUAUGUCUUUCCUUUAUUCCUGUUUCUUUUGUUGAUUUUUUUGUGAAGCAGUGCACUGUAGUUAUAGUUUGAAGUGUCAUAUCCCUGUGAAACAUUGUCAUCAGUGUCAAAGCAUUUGGUGGCUGUAAGAUUGACAUCUCUCAUAUACGUUCUUCUAACUUUGUAAAGUUAUUUCAAAUGUAAAGCAGCUCUACUGAUUU
Messenger RNA from Cyprinodon variegatus (sheepshead minnow), 3296 nucleotides. RefSeq names its product glutamate receptor ionotropic, kainate 1-like (gene grik1a). The transcript has 17 exons. The record is from RefSeq and is a predicted model, not a curated record. Gene Ontology annotation, cellular component: plasma membrane; presynaptic membrane; kainate selective glutamate receptor complex. Gene Ontology annotation, biological process: synaptic transmission, glutamatergic; modulation of chemical synaptic transmission; monoatomic ion transport. The coding region runs from base 130 to 2997 and encodes 955 amino acids. Gene Ontology annotation, molecular function: kainate selective glutamate receptor activity; transmitter-gated monoatomic ion channel activity involved in regulation of postsynaptic membrane potential. NCBI's taxonomy places the organism in Eukaryota, Metazoa, Chordata, Actinopteri, Cyprinodontiformes, Cyprinodontidae.